CAGGACCAGGCCCCGCCCUCUCCCGUUGCCAUGGAGAGCGGGCGCCCGCCCCCCAGCCCGUCCCGGAAGCGGGCGCAGGGCGCAUGCGCGGCUGGGAGGCGGCGCCCAGCCGGGAGGCACCUGGACAGGUUCGGGCAGGAGCAGACAGCGUGAGGGCCGCAGCCGGGCCGCGGGGGCCACGAGGGGGAUACACCCGCCCCACCAUGAUGCGCUUCAUGCUCCUCUUCAGCCGCCAGGGCAAACUGCGCCUCCAGAAAUGGUACUUGGCCACCUCGGACAAGGACAAGAAAAAGAUGGUGCGAGACCUCAUGCAGGUGGUGCUGGCCCGGAAGCCCAAAAUGUGCAGCUUCCUGGAGUGGCGAGACCUCAAGGUGGUCUACAAAAGGUAUGCCAGCUUGUACUUCUGCUGUGCCAUUGAGGGGGAAGACAAUGAACUCAUCACCUUGGAGCUCAUCCAUCGAUACGUGGAGCUGCUGGACAAAUACUUUGGGAGUGUAUGUGAGCUGGAUAUCAUCUUCAAUUUUGAGAAGGCCUAUUUCAUCCUGGAUGAGUUUCUGAUGGGGGGUGAGGUGCAGGACACCUCCAAGAAGAGUGUCUUGAAGGCCAUUGAGCAGGCGGAUCUCUUGCAGGAGGUAGAGGAGGAUGAGUCACCCCGAAGCGUGCUGGAGGAGAUGGGGUUGGCGUAGCUGAGUGCUGCCACAGGAUCGUCUCAGGCCAACGCCCCUUGCCCCACUGCCACUUGCACCCCCUGUGUCCCUCUGCUGCUGCCUGUGCGGAAGAGGUGGCGGCAGCCACAGCCUGCCCAACUGAAGGGACCCUCUUUGUGGCGGGACCUGGACACGGUGGGCCUGUAAAUACUGAACAACCAACUCCGUGGGGAGGGUUCACUCUCGCAAAGCGUGGGGGGAGAAGGGGGAGCCUUUUGCCCCCAUCUGCUGGGCAAAUGUGUUUGUCUGCUGGGGGGGAUUGUGUUUUCUCUGCUGUCCACCUUCAUCUGUUUAGUUUUCUGUGCCCCCUCCUCUCCCCACCCCCAAUCUGUUCACACCAGCAACGUGGCACUUCCUGCCGCCCCCAAACCUGUGACUCACCCGGGCAGCAUGUGACGGGUCCCAGAUGAGGUGGCAGCAGCACCAGCUUUGCCUCUCUCUCUCUCUCUCUCUCUCCCUCGUUUUGUGUCAAGAGGCCAGCGCCACAUGGAGGGAGGGGUGGGAAGGAGCCCAGAAACUCGGAGGAGCGUCCUACAUUCAUCAGCCGUGUGGCCAGCCAGCUGCCGUCUGGUCUUUGGUGUGUGUGUGCAUAGGCUGUGUGUACGUUUCCCCCCCCCCAUCUUCCUAUAAGGCAUGGUCUUUCCAGACCAAGAAGAGUGUGUGUGCGUGCGUGUGUCUCCCCUCCCUCCCUCUCUCCUCCCUCCCUCUCUCCUCCCGUUUUGGAAUAAAGUGGGUGUGGAAGA
Messenger RNA from Rhineura floridana, 1450 nucleotides. RefSeq names its product adaptor related protein complex 1 subunit sigma 1 (gene AP1S1). The record is from RefSeq and is a predicted model, not a curated record. Gene Ontology annotation, cellular component: membrane coat; intracellular membrane-bounded organelle; AP-1 adaptor complex. Gene Ontology annotation, molecular function: clathrin-cargo adaptor activity. The coding region runs from base 84 to 686 and encodes 200 amino acids. Gene Ontology annotation, biological process: vesicle-mediated transport; intracellular protein transport. The transcript has 5 exons. Lineage: Eukaryota; Metazoa; Chordata; Lepidosauria; Squamata; Rhineuridae.